This is a messenger RNA of Athene cunicularia (burrowing owl), 4125 nucleotides long. RefSeq names its product phospholipase B1 (gene PLB1). Gene Ontology annotation, molecular function: A2-type glycerophospholipase activity; retinyl-palmitate esterase activity; phosphatidylcholine lysophospholipase A1 activity. The transcript is spliced from 56 exons. Gene Ontology annotation, biological process: phospholipid metabolic process. Gene Ontology annotation, cellular component: brush border membrane. The record is from RefSeq and is a predicted model, not a curated record. Lineage: Eukaryota; Metazoa; Chordata; Aves; Strigiformes; Strigidae. The coding region runs from base 1 to 4125 and encodes 1374 amino acids.
AUGAAGCUAUUGUUAGGCCUGUUAUUCCUUCAGUUGCUCUCCUCGGAAGGUAAUGCAGAUAACUUGGAAGAACAGGAGAAACUAAAGGCUCUAAGAAGCUUCCAGUUUCCAUGUGAGCAGGUGAUGUUACCUGAGACCCCUUCAACUUCAGUUCACGCUUUGAGGCUAGCUGACAUUAAAACAGUCACUGCAAUAGGAAGUUUGCAAAGAACACCAGGAUCUGGUGUACACCAUGAGGAUUUACUCCAAAGCACAGGAAAGAGCCUUCUUGAAGUAAGCGUGGAAACUUUAGCAGCUCUCAUUAGCCGUUUUAAUCCCUCGGUCCUACACCAGUCUCCUCCGCCUGGCACAAAGGGAGCAACACCAGACAGUCAAGCCAUAGACCUCCUGCAUCAAGCUGAAGAAAUAGUGAAGCUCAUGAAAGAGAAUCAGAAGAACUGCGUAUUGCACAACCUGGAACAACUUAAAACUGUCUUGGAUUUUUUGUAUAAAAAGGUUCCCAAGGCCUUUGUAAAUCUGGUGGAUUCCACUGAACUCACAAUUUUCUCUCUUGCAUGCCAAGAUUACAAUAAUGUCAGCAAUCCAGGCAGGAAUCAGUGCAAUUGUAUUGGUGAACACUCCACAUUAGAUGAUAAUAUAUUGAGGUGGUCCUAUCAGGAUGCUUGGGAAAAACUGAUGGAGUCUGAGAGGUUUAAUCAAAAGGAUGACUUCACUGUCGUUCCUCAGCCUUCUCUCCAAGAAAGAAAUCUGCUGCUCAGACGAGGCAGGGAUGGUUUCAUUACCACAUCAAAGACACAAGUGGAAACUCUGGAAGAAGAAUAUACUUUCAUGGCUGUGGGCCUCUGGAACAACAUGAUAGAGCCAGUUGGACAGAAGCAGCCUUAUGGUGUCACAAAAAUGCUUCAGGUCCAGUGUCCAUCUCAGGAAAAUCCAUAUUUGUUCACAUAUAGAAAUAGUAACUACUCAUCUUCCCUGGAGACAUCAAACACCAAAGAAACAUCUCAGGAGAAGAGUUAUGGAACAAAUAUUCCUUGCUUUGACCGGGAUCCCUCUGAUACAGUUCCGGUUUCAGUUCAUAAUUUAAAACCAGCAGAUAUUCAGGUGAUUGGUGCCCUGGGAGAUUCACUCACAGCAGGUAAUGGGGCAUCAUCCAAACCCCAUAAUGUUCUGGAUGUCCUGACUCAAUACCGAGGUGUUUCUUGGAGUGUUGGAGGAAAUGAAAACAUAAGCACAGUCACGACACUAGCAAACAUACUUCGUGAGUUCAACCCAUCCCUGAUAGGAUAUUCCAUUGGCACUGGAAAAGAAACUACAGAUAAUGCUGCACUCAACCAAGCCGUUGCAGGAGAUCUUUCAGAGGAUGUUCCUGCACAGGUUAGAAGACUAGUGGACCGCAUGAAGAAUGAUACCAGAAUAAAUUUGCAGACUGACUGGAAGCUCAUAACACUUUUCAUAGGAGGAAAUGACCUAUGCAAAUUCUGCAACAAUCCAGUACAAUAUUCUCCUGAAAACUACACCUACAAUCUGCAAAUAGCCUUGGACAUACUUCACAGAGAGGUUCCACGGGCGUUUGUGAACCUAGUGACAGUGCUUUCCAUAGCAAGCCUCCGGGAGCUGCAUGCAUCAGAAAACAAUACCUGCCCAAAGCUGCUUAUGAGGAUCCUGUGCCCUUGUGUCAUAAACCCUGAGGACAAUUCCAGUGAGUUUAAGAAAUUGGUCUACUUUAACAGAAGGUAUCAGGAGAGAACCCGACAGUUAGUGGAGAGUGGAAGGUAUGACACUACAGAUGAUUUCACAGUGGUUAUACAGCCAUUUCUAAUGAAUGUGAACAUGCCAAAAACACAGGAGGGGUUGCCAGACAGUUCAUAUUUUGCCCCAGACUGUUUCCACUUCAGCCAGAAGGCUCAUUCCCAGGCUGCACGUGCUUUGUGGAACAACAUGCUGGAACCCUUAGGGGAGAAGACAGAUGAUCAGCAAAUAGAAGAUGAGAUUGUUCUCAAAUGUCCAAGUGAAGCUGAACCAUUCCUGAGGACAUAUAAGAACAGUAAUUACACAUACCCUAACCAAACUCUAAGUUAUGGAAGCCAGCUGCUAUGCGAGGACAGGUCUCCAUCCUCCCCUCCUGCAACUUCAGUGCAUUCCCUAAAGCCAGCUGAUGUGAAAAUUAUAGCAGCCCUUGGGGAUUCUUUGACGGCUGGUACAGGAAUUGCAUCAGAUAAUCUCCUGGAUUUGGACACUGAAUACCGGGGACUGUCUUGGAGUAUUGGAGGAGAUGGGUCAUUAGAGAAUGUGACAACUCUACCUAACAUCUUUCGCGAGUUCAAUGUUAUGGUCAUGGGCUAUUCGACUGGCACAGGGAGUGAGAAUGAUUCGAAUGCAUUCCUUAACCAGGCAGUUCCUGGAGCACAGGCUGAGCACUUACCAGCCCAAGCAACAAAUCUCCUGAGACUAAUGAAAACUGACCCUAGAAUUGACAUCAGUGCUGACUGGAAGCUCAUAACGGUGAAUAUUGGAAGCAACGAUCUGUGCAACUAUUGCAAAGACCCUGAUCACUACUCAGCUGUGAAUUUUAUCAGAAGGGUACAAGAAACUCUUGAUAUUCUGCACAAGCAGGUUCCGAAGGCUCUGGUGAGCCUGGUUGAAGUGAUAGACCUCCUUCCUCUGAGACAGUUGUUUGUGGACACUCAAGUUCAGUGCCCCACUUACAUGGCAGAUCAUCUGUGUAGCUGUGUUCUCACAGGAGAAGAAAACUCAACAAAUUUAACGAUGGUGAGGGAAGCCACCAGAGCUUACCAGCUUGGCAUUCAGAGAUUAAUGCAGUCUGGCAGAUAUGAUACCCAUGAAAAUUUCACAGUGGUCAUCCAGCCUUUCCUCCAGAAUCUCAAAAUUCCUUUUGGUCAGGAUGGGCAUCCAGAUGUCUCCUACUUUUCACCUGACUGCUUCCAUCCAAGCCAGAAAGGCCAUUCCCAGCUUGCCAAGGCUCUCUGGAAUGCUAUGUUACAGCCUGUAGACCAGAAAGCUGACUCAUUUGAUUUCAUGGCUGACAUUGUCCUCGACUGUCCAACCCAGAACAAACCAUUCCUGGGAACAUACAAGAACAGCAACUACACACACCCACCUGUGGAGCCCACUAACCAGCCAAUAGAGAAUUGGGGCAGUAACCUGUCAUGUUCUGAACAGGCUCCAUCCAGUCAUGUCCCAACAUCAGUUUUUUUUCUACAACCUGCUGACAUCAAAGUCAUAGGAGCACUGGGAGAUUCCCUAACUACUGCAGUAGGAGCCAAAGCAACUGACCUACAAACAGACUGGAGGGGACUUUCCUGGAGUAUGGGAGGUGAUGGGACCCUGGAGACCCAGGCUACUUUACCCAAUAUCUUGAAAAAAUUCAAUCCCAACCUCUUUGGCUUCUCCACUGGCAGCUCUAAGGAAACAGCUGGGUUCAAUGUUGCAGAGAGAGGUGCCACAGCACGUAAUAUGUCAGCCCAAGCACGUGAAUUGGUGGAGCUAAUGAGAAGCAGCUCGAAAAUUAACUUCAAGGAAGAUUGGAAGCUGAUCACUGUCCUUGUUGGAGGCAACGACCUAUGCCAGUACUGCUUGGACAAGGAAACCUAUUCAGUGCAAAAGUAUGUAAAGCACCUUCAGAACACUCUGGAUAUUUUCUAUGAGGAGCUCCCAAGAGUCUUUGUCAACAUGGUGGAGAUACUAGAGAUUUCUGGACUACGUCAGAUUGCAGGAAGCUCUUCAGAGUGUGCUUUGACAGUAAAGAAUGUUUGCCCAUGUUUCUUAAACCCUGAGGAAAAUUCUGAUGAACUACAAGAAAUUAAGAGAGUCAACAGAGAUUUUCAGGCUGAAGCCUUACAGCUGAUCAACAGUGGUCGGUAUGAAGAGCGUGAGGACUUUGCAGUUGUCAUGCAGCCGUUUUUCCGAAACACUUUGUUGCCCCUGGAUAGUAAUGGCAAGCCAGAUCUGAGUUUCUUUGCAGCAGACUGCUUUCAUUUCAGUGUAAGAGGCUACGCUGAGAUGGCCAUGGCUCUCUGGAAUAAUAUGCUCUCUCCUGACAGUAGCCAAGAUGGCCAUCUGUCCAUCCAGAGGGAGAAUAAAGCUGGGCACAGUGUUUUCCUUUGA